This is a messenger RNA of Tupaia belangeri chinensis (Chinese tree shrew), 1093 nucleotides long. RefSeq names its product immunoglobulin lambda-1 light chain. NCBI's taxonomy places the organism in Eukaryota, Metazoa, Chordata, Mammalia, Scandentia, Tupaiidae. The transcript is spliced from 6 exons. Bases 68 to 1093 code for a protein of 341 amino acids. The record is from RefSeq and is a predicted model, not a curated record.
AAAUAAGAGGAGCCUGGGGAGCCCAGCUGUGCUGUGGGCUCAGAGGAGAGCUUGGGGCACCUCCAUCAUGGCCUGGACCCCUCUCCUGCUCCCCCUCCUCACUCUCUGCACAGGCUCUGUGACCUCCUCUGUUUUGACUCAGCCCUCUGCGGUGUCUGUGGCCCUGGGACAGACAACCAGGAUCACCUGCCAGGGAGGAGUAUUAGAAAUCAUUUUUGCUAACUGGUACCAGCAGAAGCCAGGCCAGCGCCCUGCACCGCUCAUCUAUUAUAAUGAUGACCGGGCCUCAGGGGUCCCUGAGCGAUUCUCCGGCUCCCGCUCUGGUGAAAUGGCCACCCUGACCAUCACUGGGGCCCAGGCUGAGGACGAGGCUGACUAUUACUGUCAGUCAUGGGACAGCAGUGGUGAACACUGGAAGUCACUGUGGUUUGUAUUCGGUGGAGGGACCCAUGUCACUGUCACAGGUCAGCCCAAGGCCUCCCCCACAGUCACUCUGUUCCCACCAUCCACUGAGGAGCUGGCAACCGACAAGGCCACACUAGUGUGUAUGAUCAAAGAUUUCUACCCAGGUGACAUUUUUGUAUCCUGGAAUAGAGACGGCACCCCCAUCACUCAGGGCGUGCAGACCAGCAAGCCCUUCAAACAGAGCGACAACAAGUAUGGGGCCAGCAGCUACCUCAGCAUGACUGCUAGUGAUUGGCGUCGUCGCGACGCAUUCACUUGCCGGGUCGAACAUGAGGGGAUCACCGUGGAGAAGACCGUGUCCCCUGCAUCCAGUCAAUCCAAGGCCUCCCCCACAGUCACUCUGUUCCAACCCUCCACUGAGGAACUGGCAACCAACAAGGCAACACUGGUGUGUAUGAUCAACGGCUUCUACCCAGAAGACAUUCUCGUGACCUGGAAUAGAGAUGGCACCCCCAUCACUCAGGGUGUGCAGACCAGUAAGCCCUUCAAACAGAGCAAUAAGUACGGGGCCAGCAGCUACCUCAGCAUGACUGCCAGUGAUUGGCAUCGUCACAACCUAUUCACCUGCCGGGUCGUACAUGAGGGAAUCACCGUAGAGAAGACCGUGUCCUCUGCAUCAAGUUCUUAG